AUGGCCGGAAAAGGCCCGGAGCGGCUCCUGCGUGCGCCAGAGCGAACCGCCCGUCUGUGUCUCGCCACGGCCAGCGCCGGGAUUAACCCCCUGCGGGACCGGCUGCGGCUGAGACCGGCCGGACCGAACCGCCCGGACGGACCGUGCGCCCCGGAUCGGGCCCCCGGGGUCCCGGCGCCCCUGAAGGCGGCCGCAGCGUUGCUGUCAGCUGUCCCAGCCCAGUUCUUCUCCACCCCAGAGGUGGCCGCAUUUCAGGAGCGGGUCUGGGCCGAGUGGGUCAGACGGGCCCUGCCAGCUGUGACCAUGUCGUCGAUGGACCCCCUGCCCCCCGCCCUGCCCCCCGCCCAGAAGCCCACCCGCAUCAUGAAGCCACGUCCUCCCUCGUGGUCGCGGCCCUGCCCGGCCCCCCAGCAGGACGCGGCCCCCCGCCUGGAUCCGUCCCCCGGCAGGGAGCAGGGCCCAGGCAACGUCCGCAAGAUGGUGGGGCGCUUUGAGCACCGGGUGGGCGGGGGCCCGGCACCCAGCUCCCCCCCGGAGAACGGGGCCCAGCGCCCCCCGCAGGCGCCCCUGGGGAUGGAGCUCGGUCUGGGGCAGGACGCUGGGGGGCAGCCCCCCAGCCCGGAGCCCCCGGGCGCCUGCCCCGCACGCUGCCCUUGCGGCUGCCACCGGCGCCGGCCUGGCAUGGUGCUGGUGUGGGUGCUGGCGCCCGAGGGGGAGGAGCCGGGCUCGGAUGGCUCCGCCUCCACCGAUGAGGAGGGCCCCCUCUUCCGGCGCCUGCUGGAGGUCACCCCCCCCGCCCUCCAGUCCCGCUGGUCCCCCCUCCAGCCCCCCGCCCCGCCCCCCGAGGACGGCAGCGUGGUCCUGACCAGCUACCGCUCCACCGCCCAGCUCAAUGGGGGCCCGGCGCGGGCCAAGCCCCCACGCCGGGCCAAGGGGAGGGCGCCCCAGGCGGACAGGCCCCCCCCGGCCGUGCCCCCCAAGACCCCGGGGAAGCCCCUACGCGGGGCCCUGGACCCCCAGCCUCCUGCCCAGCCCCCCCAAGCCCCUCCAAUCCCUGCCAAACCGUGCUGCCCGUCCCCGAAGGGCCCCGGCUGGGGGCUGCCCCUGCAGGACGAGCCCCUGUACCAGACGUACCGCCAGGCCGUCAUCCGCAAGGAGCUCUGGGACGGGGACCCGGCCCCUCCGGCCCCCCCCAGCGCCCCGGCCCCCCGCAGCACCCUCUGGCAGGACCUGCCGGCCGUGCGGGAGAGCGGCCUGCUCCGGCGCCUCAGCCCCCAGGAGUGCAAGAUGCAGGAGAGCCUGUUCGAGGUGCUGACGUCGGAGGCCUCGUACCAGCGCUCGCUGCGCCUGCUGGCCGAGCACUUCGUGGGGUCGCGGGCGCUGGGCGAGACGCUGGUGCCCCGUGAGCGCCAGGCCCUGUUCUCCAGCAUCCUGCGGAUCCAGGAGAUCAGUGCCAGGUUCCUGGCGGCGCUCGAGCAGCGCGUGGCCGAGAACCUGCAGAUCCGGGACGUGAGCGACGUGGUGGCCGCCCAUGCCCGGCGCGACUUCCCCGCCUACGUUGACUACAUCCGCAACCAGCCCUACCAGGAGAAGGAGUACAGUGCCCUCAUGGAGCGAAACGGGCCCUUUGCGGCGGUGCUGGGCCGGCUGCAGGCACAUCCCGUGUGCCAGCGCCUGCCCCUGCUCUCCUUCCUCCUGCUGCCCUUCCAGCGCAUCACCCGCCUCAAGAUGCUCCUCGAGAACAUCCUGCGCCGGGCGGAGGAGGGCUCGGAGCGGGAGAGAAAUGCGUUGGACGCCCUGGCCUGCAUCUCCCAGAUCAUUGAGGAGUGCAACUCGGAGGUGGGGCGCAUGCGGCAGACGGAGGAGCUCAUCGAGAUUGCUGGGCGCAUCGACUUCGACCGGCUCAAGGCGGUGCCCAUCAUCUCGCAGAGCCGGCGGCUGGAGAAGCAGGGGGCGCUGGCUGAGGUGCUGCCCCGGGGGUCCCUGUUCGGCACCAGGCCCCGGACGGUUCCCAUCCACCUCUUCCUCUUCAGUGACCUGCUGCUCGUCACCCAGCGCAAGAGUGCGGGGCGCUUCGUGGUGCUGGACUACGGGCACCGGUCGCUGGUGUCGGUGCAGGGGGUGGGGCAGCCCCCCCCGGCGCCCGGCCUGGCCCAGGCCUUUUACCUCACGCUACUGGAGAACCACCGCGGCCAGGCCUGCGAGCGCCUCUGCCGGGCCCCCAGCCAGUCGGACAUGCACCGAUGGAUGGAGGCCUUCCCCCAGCACGGCGCCCCUCCCAGCCAGCCCCAGGAGACCAUCUACGAGGACUGGGACUGCCCCCAGGCGCAGUGCGUGGAGCCCUACCUGGCCAGGCAGGCCGAUGAGCUGAGCCUGGAGCCGGCCGACAUUGUCAACGUGCUGCGCAAGACGAGUGAGGGGUGGUGCCAGGGCCUGCGACUGGGCGACGGUCACAAGGGCUGGUUCCCGGCCAGCCACGUGCAGGAGAUCACCAGUGAGCACGUCCGCCGGCGCAACCUGCGUGAGAGACACCGGCUCCUCCAGGCCGCCCGGCAGCUGCAGCUCUGCCGCCUCACCACCGGCAAGGCCGGCUCCGCCUGA
Molecule: messenger RNA, 2601 nt
Organism: Emys orbicularis (European pond turtle)
Lineage: Eukaryota; Metazoa; Chordata; Testudines; Emydidae
Product: rho guanine nucleotide exchange factor 15-like
Exons: 19
Coding region: 1-2601 (866 amino acids)
Biological process (GO): activation of GTPase activity
Molecular function (GO): protein binding; guanyl-nucleotide exchange factor activity
Source: RefSeq, a predicted model, not a curated record